CGAGUGAGGUAAGUAAAUUUAUGGUAAUGCCCGCACUCUUUUUAAAAGAUGUUUUGACUUGUUUUUGAAGUGGUGGCGGGACUAAACCCGUUUUAGGCAAAAGUAAGUAUGACUGAUUUGAAGUGAAGUUUUAUGCUUUUCAUUAAAUUGAGCAUGCUUACUUGAAAUUUAAUUGAUUGCCCUGAUGAUAUGAAAGUGAUUAGUAAAGUAUGAUUUUCUGUUAACUUCAGCCUGUUUUGUCUCUGAUGUGGUCAUGUUUUUGUAAUCCUGCUAGUGGGAGUUAAACGCUAGCACAUGUCGGCACAUGUCGAUAUGUUCCUGUAAUCCUGCUAGUGGGAGUUAAACGCUAGCACAUGUCGGCACAUGUCGAUAUGUUCCUGUUAGAACCGGUUCGUUCCUGUAACCCUACUAGUGGGGAUUUUACACUACUAAUUCCUGUUGCCUACCAGUGGGAGGUUUAAACACUGGCCAUGACCUAUAGAAGAGACGUCUAUUUCGUUCCUGUACUUGUAUCCGUUUUCUGAUUACACUUGUUGGCAUGCUAUAAGUUUAAUUGACUACUACUGAACUUUAUUCUGCAUAAUGGUUAUCAUUGAGCAUUCCGUUUAUGUUUAAACUGUUUAUCUGAAAUGCUCAAAUUUUAUCCACGGGCCAUCCAUACAUUUACUUAUUGAGAUAUUUUAUCUCAUAGUUUUCCCUUGUCCACCAUUUCAGGUAGUAUGACCCGAGACGCGAAAACCACGGGAAGUGACGAGUUAGAAGGCUAGCCAUUUCGAGAUUGAUAUAAUUUUAGAAAUAAAUCAUGUUUUUGUAAGAUAGAUUUUACCUUGUGAUUUUAAGUUUAAGUCAUGUUGGACAUAGAAUUAUUGAAAUAUCUGAUUUAAGUUAUUGGAUUGUCAGAUGUGAAUUGGAUAAGUUUCGAGCCUUGUGCAUUUGUGGGAUCCUCUCACGAGUGCACGGCGUUUGUUACGCCUCGGAUUUGGGUUCUGGGGCGUGACAAAUGACCAAAACAAAUAUGUUCCAAUGGGGUUUGUGUUUUUUUGUUGUCAUGCUACUAUUGCUUUUUUCUUUUUUUUUUUACUAUUGAGAUUUAUAAGUGUUGUGUUCUUGAAUUUGAUUAGCGUUGUUUUUUGAAGGGAAAUAAAAAAGGUGAUUCUGA
Molecule: messenger RNA, 1159 nt
Organism: Rubroshorea leprosula
Lineage: Eukaryota; Viridiplantae; Streptophyta; Magnoliopsida; Malvales; Dipterocarpaceae
Source: the annotation of a GenBank genome assembly